This is a messenger RNA of Saccostrea echinata, 1344 nucleotides long. Its product is annotated as solute carrier family 23 member 2-like. Gene Ontology annotation, molecular function: transmembrane transporter activity. Bases 1 to 1344 code for a protein of 447 amino acids. NCBI's taxonomy places the organism in Eukaryota, Metazoa, Mollusca, Bivalvia, Ostreida, Ostreidae. The record is from RefSeq and is a predicted model, not a curated record. Gene Ontology annotation, biological process: transmembrane transport. Gene Ontology annotation, cellular component: membrane. The transcript has 9 exons.
AUGGCUGACGAUGAUAAGAAUGACGCACAUUCAUUAGAAUCGGACAAAUCAAUGAAUCAGGCAGGACUGGGGGAAGUAGAUGCUGUUGUAGAGAUCAAAGAUGAACGACAAAACCAACUUCUGUACAAAGUGGCCGACCACCCUCCAGUAUACCUGACAAUAUUCUGUGGUCUACAGUCUCUGUCUGGAAAUAUGGCAAUUUCCCUUCUGGUUGCUGAUGUGACGUGUGCAACUCACCUGGAAGACAUUAAAACAACACUUCUUAGUUCUACACUUCUGAUGUCAGGGGUUGUAACAGUGUUUAUGACUCUAAUCGGUUCAAGACUUCCAUUAUUCCAAGGAGCAGCAAGUGACUAUCUAAUUCCUCUACUAGCUCUGCAGGUUCUGGAUAAGACCAGAUGUGAUUUUACAGACAACAUAAAGUCUGAUUCCAAUUCCACAACUGCAAACACAUCUGUCAUAAUAGACCAUAUAGAAUACAUACUGAACAAUAUCCGAGAGGUACAGGGAAGCCUUGUGGCUGCUGGAACAUUUCAAUUUCUAAUUGGAGCUACAGGUCUAGUCAGCCUCCUGCUAAAAUUCAUAGGACCAAUCACCAUUGUCCCCACUCUCUUUUUGAGUUGCAUUUUCAUCGUCAGAGCAUGCGUCAAAUUUGCUUCCGUUCACUGGGGUGUUGCACUGCUGGUUACAGCAGUGUCCCUGAUUUUGUCGUUGUAUCUUAGUCAUCAUAACACACCUAUACCAAUGUGGACGAGAAAGAAGGGAUUUCACAUUCUCUGGUUUCCAUUGCACCAAGUUUAUUCGAUUCUAAUAGGAAUUUUGAUUGGUUGGUUGGUAUGCGGCGUCAUGACAAUAGCAGGAGUUUUUGCUCCGGACGAUAAGCUGGCCAGGACUGAUACCGGAUUGAACGCCAUUAGAGAGGCUGCUUGGUUUCGCAUACCUUAUCCAGGACUGUUUGGUCCCAUUUCAUUUAGCACAAGUGUUUUUACUGAAUUCCUAAUAGGAACCAUUACAUCAACUCUCGACUCUAUCGGUGACUACUACGCAUGCGCAAAAAUGAGUAAUGUUCCACCUCCACCUUCACACAGCGUAAAUCGUGGAAUCGCUAUGGAAGGGUUUUUUAGUCUCAUAGCAGGCUUUAUGGGAUGUGGACACGCCACAACCACAUAUGGCGGAAACAUUGGAGCAAUAGGAGUGACUAAAGUUGCCAGUCGAGACGUUUUCCUUGCUGUUGGUGUUAUUUAUGUUUUAUUCGGAAUUAUAGGAAAAGUUUCUGCAGUUUUUCUAUCCAUUCCUCAAUCAAGUCUUAGGCGGAGCGCUGAUUGUGAUGUUUGGCAUGUUUAA